Paramecium pentaurelia is the source of this 1801-nucleotide messenger RNA. Lineage: Eukaryota; Ciliophora; Oligohymenophorea; Peniculida; Parameciidae. The record is from the annotation of a GenBank genome assembly.
AUGAAUAAAUCAGAAUUUUUAAAUUAUAAGAAAAAUUUGAAGAUUAGAGAACAGUCAUCAUCUAACACUCUUUGGUUAGUUAUUUAUGUCUGCCUUAUUUAUUUGCUUUUUGGAUCAUUUAACAUUUGUGGUAAAUUUUUUCUAACUUGCACAUACAUCUAUUCAUUUUCAGAUAACUUUUCAGUAUUAAACUAUCGUUCCUUAAAUUUAGCUAAUUUUCAGUAAUUGAAUAUUUAAAGAUAUUAUAGAUGGUUUCUAUUUGAAAUGGUUGGACCUUUGAGUCUUCCUUUAAUACCUGAUAUUAUUGGCAGAAUGAAAUUCAAGUUUAUUUUCCUAAUUGCGUCACUUGGACCUAUAUUAUUUUUGACCCCAGCUUUAUAUGCUAGUCUUUGUAAAGACUCAGGAAAUUCAGGUUGCAACACAUUAUUGAUAUAUUGUUGUGCAUUUGUAGUUUCAAUAAUAGCUGGUUUAAUGUAAUCUUUACUUUUAUUUGUUAUGUUAUUCUACCUAUCUAAUUUAGCAAAAAGUAGAGAAAAAGUUAUAUAUUAUGGUUCAUUUUUUUUAAUGUAAUCCAUGGUUCUAUUUAAAUAGACAUUCUCUUUAAUGGCUACUUGGAAGUCUAAUAGGCGAGAUAUUUAUAACAUAUGAUAAUAUGAAUACUAGAAAUACUAUAUCUAAAGUUUUUGGAAUUCUUAUAAUUAUGUAAUUCUCAAUAAGUUUAAUAUAUCUUACUAUUCCAGAGAAUUAUAAUGGAAGAUAUUAUAGUUUUUAGAAAACAUUAAUUCAAUUUUAUAAUUAAAAAUCAUAAAAGCAAUCAAAAAUGGAUUCUAAUUAAUAAGAUAUAAGAGAACUAUUACUAAAAUCAUCAAAUUCAGAAUGUGAUGAUAAUGAUGUAAAUAACACAUUUUAUAAUACACAAUAAAAUGAUAAAUGUAAUGAAAAACAAUAGUAAACAGACUUACAUUUAUUUACAUCUCAACUAUUGUAAAAUUCGAAUACAAAAUCAAUAUUGACAUUAUAGUGUUUUUCAAUUGAAGAGAGAAGCUUAAUUGAACUAUUAGAAUCUUCUUAAAGCAAUUAAAAUUGCUCAAAUUUUAUAUGUAUUGAUGAAUAUUAAAAUCGAUCUUACUUUUCAAAACUCUACAUUACAUUAGAUAAACUCUAUAAGGAUGGUUUUUCAUGGGUUCUAUUCUUAUUAUGUUUUAUUGCCAGCAUUUAAUCAUUUUUAUAUAUUUAUUUCUUCCCUUUUUUUGCUCAACCAGGGACUAAAUAAUUAACAAUUUAAGCUGCCUUUGUUUUAUAAGGAUAUUUAUAUGUUGGUGUUGGGGAAUUAUUUGGUUCAUUUGGAAUAGGAAUGCUUGGAGAAUCAAAAGAUAAGAUAAAGUAAAUUUUUAAUUAUUAUUAUAGUGCUCUAAUUUAUAUAUUAUAUAUAUUUUAAUUUGGAUGUUUAGUAGCUUGGGCUUCUUAUUUAUUUUAAUAUGAAAUAUUAAUAUUAGUAUUCUCUAUCACAACAGGAUUUUGUGAUUCAUCAAUGACAUCAACUGUAAUUUCAGUUUUAACUUUGAGAUUCCCUAAAGUAAUAUGUUAUUGUUAUAAAUAGUAUAUUUAUUUAGUGGAUUUAAUGUAUUUUAUUUAUUCCUUAUCAUUUGCAGCCCUAGCAUUAAUUUUUAUCUCUUGCAAUUUUGAUAACAACACUUUUUUAUCAUUAAUUUUACUUUAAACUAUUGGGUUACUAGGCCUAUUUGCAGUAUAUAAAAUCAAUCACUUAAUUGAAAAUAAUUAAAUUUAAAUAGUUAAAUGA